Mugil cephalus (flathead mullet) is the source of this 2891-nucleotide messenger RNA. It is a transcript of the gene kcnip3b, whose product is annotated as Kv channel interacting protein 3b, calsenilin. Gene Ontology annotation, cellular component: nucleus; voltage-gated potassium channel complex. The record is from RefSeq and is a predicted model, not a curated record. Gene Ontology annotation, biological process: negative regulation of transcription by RNA polymerase II; regulation of potassium ion transmembrane transport. The transcript has 8 exons. NCBI's taxonomy places the organism in Eukaryota, Metazoa, Chordata, Actinopteri, Mugiliformes, Mugilidae. The coding region runs from base 1202 to 1900 and encodes 232 amino acids. Gene Ontology annotation, molecular function: calcium ion binding; RNA polymerase II cis-regulatory region sequence-specific DNA binding; potassium channel regulator activity.
UUUCUCGGGAUCUCCCCCUGAACGCUGCUGCUGCUGCUGCUGCUGCUGCUCUAAGUGCCUUCUCUCCAGGGCCACACGCUUCCAUAUCUGGACCUGGAUUUUUACAGACACCGAAGACGGGACGGCAACGGCAAGACUCAACCCAACUAUCAACUAUCAAGUUAAAUCUGGAAGCUGUCCGGUGGGCGUCAGGAUUACUGAUUACUGUGAGAGAAAUUUGCGACAAAAAGUGGCUGAUUGGAUGCUUUAAAACAAAGCUAGUUUGAUUACUUGGAAAGCAUUGUUGUAGUUUCAUUUAGCCCAAAAUUCAGUUUUUGUUUUUUUUUUGUUUUGCAAGACUGAGAUGUCGCCUAGACUAGAAAGUCAUAUUGUGCUCAGCCUGCAGGUGAAGUAUCUACAGAGUGUUUUUGUUGCAGAGCUGAGGUUUUAGAAAUCGCUCAUACGGUUCAAGAACAUAAUGGGGUAAUUUAUUUAUCACUGCUAAUUUGGUUUUGCCGUUUUAUGGCAUGGAAGAUGAGAACACUUGGGUAUUUCAUGUUCUGUUCUUGGAUGUUCUGUUCGAUAAGUCAGCCAUGUUCACUCAGACUUUCUCCCAGCUAAUGGGAGCAAAAUCAUGAAAAUGGACACCGAGGCCGUACCACAGUCUCUCCUUUUCCUGAACGACAUUUUUUAUCCAAAGCCAAUAUGUGAUUUAUUAGCGUAAACUAUGACGAGAGGACCGUAAGAAGCAGUUCGCAGCAGAAACUUGUUCCUUUGCCAGUCUGUGCUCCCGAGAGCACGUGCUGGAGGAAAGUCUGGAAAGUGACUCUAAACGUUUCUCUAAUGCACUGUGAUUAAUGUCUCAUGACACGGUCCCUGUUUUCCCUUAUGGGUCUGGAGACGAAGGGUUUCCAUAUAUGUCAGCUUCCACAUAUUUUCCACUUCACCAUCAGUGUUGACAUUAGAGCAGCCUUCGUCCAGCUCGCUGGCCUGGAUCGCAUGCUGCAUCCUGGGCCUGGAGACAAACUCAUGCACUCACCCUCCGACCAACACUGAUUCCUGCCUCUGGGCCAACAUCUGUUGAAAACAACUCUCAUUGUUGACUCGUACGCCCGGGAGUGACUCGGCCAAGCCCUGAGGCUUCCUCCUCUCAGUUCAGCCCUGGGGACCUGGCCGUUGUGUGCAGGCUUGGCUCGUAGUGGGCUCCACCUGUCCUGAAGCCAUGGGGAUCCAGGGCAUGGAGCUGUUCGCCAUCGGCGUGGUCAUCAUCCUUUUCAUGGCGGUUCUCAAGCAGUUUGGCAUCCUGGAGCCGAUGUCGUCGUUUGAAGAUGACAGCAGCGACAGCGACUUGGAGCUGUCGACGGUGCGUCACCAGCCGGAGGGGCUGGACCAGCUGCAGGCUCAGACCAAGUUCACCAGGAAGGAGCUUCAGUCUCUGUAUCGAGGAUUCAAGAACGAGUGUCCCAGUGGGCUGGUUGAUGAGGAGACAUUCAAGUCAAUCUAUUCUCAGUUCUUUCCCCAAGGAGACGCGACCACAUACGCCCACUUCCUGUUCAACGCCUUCGACAGUGACAGAAACGGUUCGAUCCGCUUCGAGGACUUCGUCAUCGGCCUCUCCGUGCUGCUCAGAGGUUCGGUCACGGAGAAGCUCAACUGGGCCUUUAACCUCUACGACAUUAACAAGGACGGCUACAUCACCAAAGAGGAGAUGCUGGCGAUCAUGAAGUCGAUCUAUGACAUGAUGGGCAGGUACACCUACCCCUGCGUGAGGGAUGACGCACCCUCUGAACACGUCGACAAGUUCUUCCAGAAAAUGGACAGAAACCGAGAUGGUGUCGUGACUAUUGAAGAGUUUAUUGAGACCUGUCAGAAGGAUGAAAACAUCAUGAACUCUAUGCAGCUGUUUGAAAAUGUGAUCUAAGGAUUCAGGUUGCUCUCAGUUUGUUUUCCCUUCACUGGCACAACUCAUAUACAAACGCAGCACAAUCACAGUCAUGCAACUCGCACCCAAACCUCCGGCUCCGCACUGACGUCCUGGUACCCGACGAUCGGGUCGGUACUGUACAAAUACAAGAACCAGACGCUGUUUUUCUAUCUCCCUUCCUCGCUCGUUCAGCUGUAUCGUAUCAAACCUGCUCCUGGAUUAAAAGGACUGUUAGAAGGAGAAGAGCUUCCUGGGUAAUUUUCUUCUGUCCUCGGUGACGCUUAUCGUCACGGUGAAAGGAUCGUCAACCAACGAGGAAUGAAGAAGCUUAUAAAUAAUCCGCUGACCUGAGCCCACAUGGAUACUAGCUUUAACACUAACAUACUGUGUACGCACUCACACUCACAGAGCCGCCGUCUCCUCCAGAAUUUUUAGAGCACCGGGAUGAACUAAAGCAUGUUUGUCAUGAAACGUGAUGUGUCAUUAGCUUGCACUAUGACUAUGUAUAAUAUGCGCCUGAAACAAAAGGGCAACUGUAGAUACCUGCACCUGACACACCGCUGAUGGAAACCAGUGCGUGUGUUGUUGUGUAUAUAUGUAUAGUUAAUAGUUAUAUAUCCUGCAUUGUGUUGCUCUCGUUUGCACUGGGCGAUGGAAUAAACUGACCAGAACUGAGCAUUUGUUUAAGAGACCUCUGUGUUGAUCAGAUUAGCAUCUUGUUUAGUAGCAGAAUUUCAGUGGUUUAUUCAAAUAUCAUGUUUUUGUAUUUUCAGAGAUUCUUUUUAGCUGUUCAGAGUUUAAAGGCAAGUCUGUGCAGUAUGGUGAAGGGACGACGGGACUGUUCGAAGUGCGUCCUCGUGCUGAAUUACGGCUUAAUCUUGUUUCUUCAGUAUCUGCGAGCAUGCUGACGUUUAAGUGCCACAGUAUAAUGUACAGUACAGUAGGACCUUUGUGAUGUCAGUUCAUUAAAGAUGCUGUCGACAGCUGA